This is a messenger RNA of Dufourea novaeangliae, 909 nucleotides long. RefSeq names its product ras-related protein Rab-2 (gene Rab2). Gene Ontology annotation, molecular function: GTPase activity; GTP binding. Lineage: Eukaryota; Metazoa; Arthropoda; Insecta; Hymenoptera; Halictidae. The transcript is spliced from 4 exons. Gene Ontology annotation, cellular component: Golgi apparatus. Bases 115 to 759 code for a protein of 214 amino acids. The record is from RefSeq and is a predicted model, not a curated record.
AGUGACGUCAUGCUGAAGCAGAAGAGAUAAGACAGUAAAAAAAGUGGAGCUCUGUUUUCUAAUAUAUUCGCAGUUUGUAUAACUAUCUUUGUUAAGCUACGUGAUUUUUGAAAAAUGUCGUACGCGUACCUUUUCAAAUACAUCAUCAUUGGAGAUACAGGGGUUGGCAAGUCAUGUCUUCUCCUUCAAUUCACGGACAAGAGAUUUCAACCAGUGCAUGACUUAACAAUAGGCGUUGAGUUUGGUGCCCGUAUGAUUACAAUUGAUGGAAAACAGAUCAAGCUCCAAAUUUGGGAUACUGCAGGUCAAGAGGCAUUUCGUUCUAUUACACGUUCGUAUUACCGUGGAGCUGCUGGAGCUUUGUUAGUGUACGAUAUUACACGGAAGGAAACAUUUAAUCACCUGACAACGUGGUUAGAAGAUGCGCGACAGCAUUCGAAUUCUAAUAUGGUUAUCAUGUUAAUUGGUAAUAAAAGUGAUCUGGAAAAUAGACGGGAAGUCAGGAGAGAAGAAGGUGAAGCUUUUGCAAAAGAACAUGGACUUGUUUUUAUGGAAACCAGUGCAAAGACAGCAACCAAUGUAGAAGAAGCAUUUAUCGAUACAGCAAAAGUUAUUUAUGAAAAAAUUCAGGAAGGUGUCUUUGAUAUAAACAAUGAGGCAAAUGGCAUAAAAAUCGGACCACAACAUUCGCCAACAAGUCCCGGUGGUUUAGCAGGUACUGGUGGUCAGGGAAACACGCAAGGUGGUGGGUGUUGCUAGGGGCUGGGGGUUGCCUGUCCCCCGCUUCAUUCUUCUCCAAUUUAAUUAAUCUUUUUACUCCUACUCCUCAUUUUAUUCUCAACAAGUUAAUUUGCAUAUUUCCUUUUGUGUGUCGCAACAUGAGGUAACAAGUGAAUAAUGGUGUAUUUA